CUACUUUACCGGCAUUCGCUGCGCAUCAAAGUCGCCAUUUUAAUAAAUCAGGCAACAAUCAGUUGAAAACAGCCCCAAGCCGUGUUUACAUCCCUUAGAACAAGAGUUUUGGACCUUAAACUCUUCUCGGGGAAUCAAAAUGGGUGAAGAUAAAGAUAACAAAGAGCGGGAUCGUAGCCGUGAAAGAGAUAAGGACAAGGACCGUAGACGUCGUUCCCGUUCUAGGGAACACAGACGUCGUUCCCGCUCAAGAAGUCGCGACCGCAGACGUCGCAGCCGCUCCGGUAGUCCUAAACACAAAUCUUCACACUCAAGACGCAGAAAACCAUCCCUUUACUGGGAUGUGCCGCCCCCAGGUUUUGAACACAUCACCCCGCUGCAGUAUAAGGCCAUGCAGGCUGCCGGACAGAUACCCGCGAACAUCGUUGCCGACACGCCGCAGGCUGCAGUUCCAGUUGUUGGUUCUACCAUUACAAGGCAAGCUAGGAGGUUGUAUGUUGGUAACAUCCCAUUUGGAGUUACGGAGGAGGAGAUGAUGGAAUACUUCAACCAGCAGAUGCAUCUGAGCGGGCUCGCCCAGGCGGCCGGCAAUCCAGUGUUGGCGUGUCAGAUUAAUUUGGAUAAAAAUUUUGCUUUCUUAGAGUUUAGGUCCAUUGAUGAGACCACACAGGCCAUGGCUUUUGAUGGCAUUAAUUUCAAAGGACAAAGUUUAAAAAUUCGCAGGCCACAUGAUUAUCAACCAAUGCCAGGCAUGGCGGAGAGUACUAUUAGCGUGCCCGCGGGCGUUAUCAGCACAGUUGUGCCGGACUCGCCCCACAAAAUCUUCAUUGGCGGUCUGCCUAACUAUUUGAAUGAAGACCAGGUCAAGGAACUGCUGAUGUCCUUUGGUCAAUUAAGGGCAUUCAAUUUGGUGAAAGACACUGCAUUUGGCCUCAGCAAAGGAUACGCCUUUGCGGAGUACAUAGACAUUACCAUGACUGACCAGGCUAUUGCAGGUUUGAAUGGAAUGCAACUGGGAGACAAGAGACUCAUAGUACAAAGGGCCAGUGUUGGAGCCAAGAACACCACUGUUUUGCCAGCAGUGCAAAUCCAAGUACCUGGGCUGAGUCUAGUUGGUGCCUCUGGACCACCAACAGAAGUGUUGUGUCUUCUUAAUAUGGUGACACCAGACGAGCUUAAGGACGAGGAAGAGUACGAAGAUAUUCUAGAGGAUAUCAAGGAAGAAUGUAACAAAUAUGGUGUUGUAAGGAGUAUAGAAAUUCCAAGGCCUAUCGAAGGUGUUGAAGUACCUGGUUGUGGAAAAGUGUUUGUUGAGUUUAAUUCAGUGUUGGACUGUCAGAAGGCUCAACAGACUUUAACAGGCAGGAAAUUCAGUAAUAGAGUCGUGGUGACUUCAUACUUCGAUCCAGACAAGUACCACAGAAGAGAAUUUUAGUUUAGGCUGUAAAUGUUAAGAUUUAUUUUAAUUAUUGUGCUUUCCCCAUCAUCUAAUUGUAGACCUAUUAUAUAUGGUAAUAUACAUAAAUUCACUGAAAUGGAAACAA
Aethina tumida (small hive beetle) is the source of this 1544-nucleotide messenger RNA. RefSeq names its product splicing factor U2AF 50 kDa subunit (gene U2af50). The record is from RefSeq and is a predicted model, not a curated record. NCBI's taxonomy places the organism in Eukaryota, Metazoa, Arthropoda, Insecta, Coleoptera, Nitidulidae. Gene Ontology annotation, cellular component: commitment complex; nuclear speck; U2AF complex. The transcript is spliced from 7 exons. Gene Ontology annotation, molecular function: poly-pyrimidine tract binding; pre-mRNA 3'-splice site binding. Bases 140 to 1435 code for a protein of 431 amino acids. Gene Ontology annotation, biological process: mRNA processing.